AUGGUUUUAUCUCCAAGAACUGGUCUUGGACGACUCUUAUUAUUCGUUAUUAUUUUAUCAACAAUAUCUUAUCUUGUUCUUAAUUUAGUUUCAUUUGGAGGAACCCCAUGGAUAACAUAUACCAAUGUUUCAAUCACUUUUGGUCUUUGGAGAGUUUGUUAUACAGGUGAAUCAGGUGUUUGUAAUCAAUGGACUGAUAAUACAUACGACUCAAGUUUUAUUAAAAGUAGUCAGCCAUUAGAAAUAAUAUCUUUAAUAUUUUAUGUAUUUGCUGCUUUUCUUAUUAUGUUUGGUAUAAUAAAUCUUGGAGGAUCAUCAUUUCAAAUUAUGUUUCUUGCUGCUGCCAUUCUUUUAUUCAUAUGCAUUGUAUUUAUAUCAGCAACAUUGGGUGUUAUGUCUGUUCAAGGUCGUAGUGAUUACUCUGGUUUUCUUGAUUGGGCAUGGUGGAAUGGUCUUGUUGGUCUUAUUAUGACAAUAGUUUUUUUUUUUUCAUUAUUUGCUAUCAUUCUUGAUAUGAGAUUAUCUCCAUUAAAUAGAGAAACAUUGAAAAAGAAAAAGAAUUUAAAACACCAACAGCCAGUCUAUGCUCCAUAUGUACCUCCAAUGUCAUCUGCUGUUCUGUUACCACCGGUUAAUUCACAAUUGUUUUAUUCUCCAGCACAGAUCCCAACAAAUGUUUUAUCAAGUCAACCAAUGCAUUUUCCAUAUGAUCAAGGAUAUUUAAAUCAACAUUUUCCAACUGAUUACUUUAAUUCACCAGAAUAUAAUUCUAAUAAUUAUUUUCCACACAAUUCGAUGCAAUAUCAAGGUCAAUAUCCAUUUGAAUCAUAUAAUUAUAAUCAAACUCUACCACCCAUGAUAUCACAAGGAGCUCUCGAUUAUGCGUUAUAUGGUUCCGAUGCUCAAUUUCAACAAGAUCAUAUUCACCCAUAUUAUACAAAUACUUAUCUUUAG
Rotaria sp. Silwood2 is the source of this 954-nucleotide messenger RNA. The record is from the annotation of a GenBank genome assembly. Lineage: Eukaryota; Metazoa; Rotifera; Eurotatoria; Philodinida; Philodinidae.